This is a messenger RNA of Leptonychotes weddellii (Weddell seal), 1773 nucleotides long. The record is from RefSeq and is a predicted model, not a curated record. NCBI's taxonomy places the organism in Eukaryota, Metazoa, Chordata, Mammalia, Carnivora, Phocidae.
UUCCAGACCUUUCACGUAAGAGCUGUUUUUGUUGUUGUUUUUUAAGGAGCUCCAUAACCGUGGUCGCAGGGCCGCCCCGGACUUGAAGGGGUGCCGCGGUGCACGUCCCGUUGUAUGCUUUCAUUUAUUUCCCCGCCGAGCGCGCGGCCCGGGGCCUCCCCCGCUGCCGGUUCCGACCGGCCCUCCGCGGCCCCUGCCCUGGCGUCGGCGUCGCCGUCGUGCUGAGCGAGGGGGACCCGGCACGGCCCCGCCGGCCACCGGGCGCCCGCCUGCGGGAGGACAGCUGCGGGAACGGCAUCUCGAGCAUGGGCUUCAUCUGUAGUUUGCAGUGAAGACUGAUACUUUGAAGGCACAUUCUUUCUGUGAUUCAUGUCUUAGCCCGUAGCGCUAACCUUGAAGAGAUUUGUGGUUGGGUUUUUGGUUUCUAAGAAGGUCAGAGUUUUUCCUCUUUUUCUUUCGGUUUUUUUCUCCGACGGGGGAGGGGUCGGGGGCUGAGAACGGACACCGUGCUCGCUGGUACAGAUAGAAUGGAGCCUGAGUUCCCAGGGUCCUGAGAGCCAGCAGAGAGCAUCCGAGCACCGGAGCAUCGGAGCAUCCGACCGCAUCGGAGCAUCCGACCGUGAGGUUGGGAGGCCCUCCUCCCACCUUUCUUAAAAAUUGCAGCCGACUCAGCCCCGAUCAAGACCUCAAAACUGCAGGAUCCUAGCUCCGCGAAGACACUGAGAAACCAUGAGUGUGAGGUUACCCCAGAGCAUAGACAGAUCAGCCAGUAAGAAGCAGUCUCACCUGUCCAGCCCCAUUGCAGCCUGGUUAAGUAGCCUGUCUUUGGGAGAGCCGGCGCCUGAACGCAGGUCCCCUUCCCACCUCCGCCAGCCCUCCGAUGCCUCUGAGGCAGCAGGUCUUGUUCAGCGCUGUGUCAUUAUCCAGAAGGACCAGCAUGGCUUCGGCUUCACGGUCAGUGGGGACCGUAUCGUUCUGGUGCAGUCUGUGCGGCCUGGUGCGUGAGGUGAGCCACACCGUGGUUUGCCAUGUGCGGUGGCAUUAGGUCUAAAACCACGACACACGAGCCUUCGCGAAAAGCACCUUCUUGCUCAUCAGCCGGUCACAGCCUUUGUGCCGGCGGCGGUCUCGCCUCGGCGUCGGUGGCUGCCGAAGCGGCAGUGGCCGUGGGAGUCUCCGAACAUCAGACGGUGAAGUUUGCGGCAUCAAUGGGCCCCUCCUUCCGUGGACGAUGUCCCGCAGCACUUCUCAGAGCUGGAGCCGGUCCUCUCCCACGCUGCCUCUGUGUGAUCCGCUAGGUUUGUCCAAAAUCCGUCGAGGUCAUGGCCGCGGUCUUCACAGCAUCCCCUCCAGGAGGAGCUCCCCCAUGGGGAAAGCACGUGCUUGGCUCCUCCUCCGUAAGGAGAGCUCCACGUGCGUUCAGAUCACACCCUGAGAUCGCAGCAGUUCUGUCCCACUUCCCGCCCCCUGCUGUUUCCACAUCUGCGGCAACUUCUCCAGUGAAGCCCGGAACCCCACACGGUCCUCCACGAGGGCUGCAGUCAGCCUCCAAACCCCUGUGAAUGUUGAUACUUGGACCUCUUCUCACAAACCAUCAAUGUUCUCAAUGACAUCAAGGAUGACGAAUCCUUUCCAGAAGGUUUUCAGUUGACUUUGCCCAGAUCCAUCAGCAGAAUCAUCUAUGGCAGCUGUGGUCUCACAAAGUGUAUUUAUCAGAUAAUAAACUGGAGUCGGGACGCCUGGGUGGCUCAGUUGGUGAAGCGUCUGCCUUCG